AUGCCAUAUCACUUACGCUAUCGUGUCAUCAAGUAUACGCGAUCAAUUUCAGAACGCCUAGUCCGUACCGAGGGAAUGCAGGUUACGCUUGGCUUCGACGCGACGGACUUGCAAGACAUCCGCCACAAUCUCGUGAAGCUCAUCGAUGCUACACUUAUCCUGGACGGAGCCAGCAAAGCCUUAAUCAGACCACAGGACACGGAUCUCACCUCUAUAUCCACACUCUUCGAACUCCGAAGACUUGCUAUGCUUGCCUGGCCGAGGUUAGAACCCGAAACCGACAAAACGCUACCGGAGAUCUCUAUCAAUGGUUUCGGUAAGAUGAUAGAGGUUAAGAACGGCGAACCCCGGACGCAAGAUGCAAGCAUGUUGACCUUUAAUCUCGUCUUUUAG
Parastagonospora nodorum SN15 is the source of this 393-nucleotide messenger RNA. RefSeq lists its product as hypothetical. The transcript is spliced from 2 exons. The record is from RefSeq and is a predicted model, not a curated record. The coding region runs from base 1 to 393 and encodes 130 amino acids. NCBI's taxonomy places the organism in Eukaryota, Fungi, Ascomycota, Dothideomycetes, Pleosporales, Phaeosphaeriaceae.